AACGUGGAAGUAGGGAGCAGGCGGAGGCCGGCGCGGAGCUGUAGCUAAGCAAGCCGGGUCUGGGUUUGGGCCCUGGGCCUUCCAGCCGCGGACUCUGCGCCUGCGCCCGCCUGGCCGCCGCCUGCUCUCCCGGAGCGGCAGCUGUCGGGGCUGCUGCGCGCCGCCUAGGUGUCUGGGCGAUCCAUGGGCAAGAGCAAGGGCAACGAUGACAGAUUACGGCGAGGAGCAGCGCAACGAGCUGGAGGCUCUGGAGUCCAUCUACCCUGACUCCUUCACAGCUUGAUUGCACAUUGAUCCAACCCUCCUAACAACUAGUCUUCCAAAAUAUAAAUGGACUCUCCUGAUACCACAUUCUCCUUCAGUAGUGCUUCACUUGACAAGGUCCUGCUAAGUAUUAUCAGAAAAUCCACCCAGCUUCACCAUUACUGUGACGUCUGAGGCGGGAGAAAAUGAUGAAACUGUCCAGACUACCCUCAAGUUUACAUACAGUGAAAAAUACCCAGAUGAAGCUCCCCUUUAUGAAAUAUUCUCCCAGGAAAAUCUAGAAGAUAAUGAUGUCUCAGACAUUUUAAAAUUACUAGCAUUACAGGCUGAAGAAAAUCUUGGUAUGGUGAUGAUUUUUACUCUAGUGACAGCUGUGCAAGAAAAAUUAAAUGAAAUAGUAGAUCAGAUAAAAACUAGAAGAGAAGAAGAAAAGAAACAAAAAGAAAGAGAAGCAGAAGAAGCUGAAAAGCAAUUAUUCCAUGGUACUCCAGUUACAAUUGAGAAUUUCUUAAAUUGGAAAGCCAAGUUUGAUGCAGAACUCUUGGAAAUUAAAAAGAAAAGGAUGAAAGAAGAAGAACAAGCAGGAAAAAAUAAAUUAAGUGGGAAACAACUAUUUGAAACAGAUCAUAAUCUUGACACAUCUGAUAUCCAGUUCUUGGAGGAUGCUGGAAACAACGUGGAGGUAGAUGAGUCUUUGUUCCAAGAAAUGGAUGACUUGGAGCUGGAGGAUGAUGAAGAUGAUCCAGACUAUAAUCCUGCUGACCCAGAGAGUGACUCAGCUGACUAAUGGACUGUCCCCAUCUGCAGAGAGGCUUGACUGCCACAGCAUCUGUGGCUAUGCUCAGAGGGUUUUGAUUUUCCUUUCUUUUUUUCUAAGAAAAAAUUAUUUUCAGGAGAAUAUUCUUCUGAUAGCUUUCAUCAUUGAACUUAAUAAACUGACCUUAAAAUUUCAAAUAUAAAA
Molecule: messenger RNA, 1225 nt
Organism: Pongo pygmaeus (Bornean orangutan)
Lineage: Eukaryota; Metazoa; Chordata; Mammalia; Primates; Hominidae
Gene: RWDD1
Product: RWD domain containing 1
Exons: 8
Coding region: 608-1051 (147 amino acids)
Molecular function (GO): protein binding
Source: RefSeq, a predicted model, not a curated record